AAUUACACUCAACGGUCACUGUUUAGUUUUUUUUUGCUAAAAAAAAAGUCUCACACGUGUCAUCACACGCUCUUUAUGCUUCUCUCUCUUGCUCUGUCUCUGGACUUUCUUUUACUGACUCCUCCUGUCCUUGUCCUUCUGUUGUUUCCUCUUCUUGAAGGUUUCUUUCGAGAGAGAGAGAAGAGAAAACUUUGAGUUUUAAAAAGAAAGAGAGAGAAAUGAAAGAAGGGAAAGCGUUUUUUAAGUCCAGGAUGAAAUGGGUUGGUUUAGUUGGUUUGGUUUUAUCAGCUUUUUCACUCUUUGUACACUUUUUGCUCGCAAGAUUCACUGAAUAUGGCUUCUCAGAAUACCAGUCUUCCAUAACAAUCUUCUCUUGGAGACCUAUUUUUGAAACUUCACACCUUCAAAGAACGAGCCCAUUGUAUAGAAGACUUUGGGGUCCAGUUGGGCAAUUGGAAUCUGUACAUCCAGAUGCAAAUCCUAGAGGAUACUAUGCAGCAGGUCCUAGUGCUAAGACAAAUGGGUACAUUUUUGUCAGAAUACAAGGAGGUUUCCAUGAGAUUAGGAGCUCGAUUUGUGAUGUGGUUGCGGUUGCUCGGUUUCUUAAUGCCACUUUAGUUGUUCCAGAGAUUCAACAAACAACAAGCAAGAAGGGAAUCAGCUCGCAGUUCAAGAGUUUUGCAUACCUCUAUAAUGAGGAUCAAUUCAUCGCGGCUUUAGAAAAAGAUGUCAAUAUUGUGAAAACCCUGCCUAAAAGUCUUAAAUCAGCAAGGAGAAAUAAGGAGAUCCCAGUGUUUAGAGUGCCAUACUCAGCUUCACCAUAUUAUUAUUUGCACAAUGUGCUUCCUAUUUUGAUCAAGCAUUCUGUAGUCGAACUAGUUGUCUCUGAUGGUGGAUGCUUGCAGGCCAUUCUUCCGCUGCAUCUUGAAGAGUAUCAAAGACUCAGAUGUAGGGUUUCUUUUCACGCUUUUAGGUUCCGACAAGAUGUUCAGGAACUGGCAACUAAUAUUUUGCAUAGGUUACGGGCUCCUGGAAGGCCAUUUAUUGCCUUUGAUCCUGGGAUGACAAGAGAUGCUUUAGCAUAUCAUGGUUGUUCUGAACUCUUCCAGGAUGUGCAUGCUGAACUUAUUCAGCAUAGAAGAUCAUGGAUGAGAAAACGUGGGAUAAUAAAGGGGCAGCUUUCUGUAAAUUCUGCAAAGCAACGCCUCAAGGGUUCAUGUCCAUUGAUGCCAGAAGAGGUUGGUAUUCUUCUUCGUGCAUAUGGAUACUCAAGGGACACUAUCAUAUAUGUCUCUGGAGGAGAAGUUUUUGGAGGCCAAAGGACAUUGAUCCCUCUUCAUGGAAUGUUUGAAAAUGUUGUUGAUAGGACUUCCCUCAGCACAGUUUGGGAACUCAGUAGAAUUUAUGGUCGUGAGGCUAACCUUGAUGAAAAUUACCCAAGGGCUCUGCCAUCUGCUCAGGAUGAAAUGAAGCUUGAUGCAUGGAAAAACUCUGGUCCUCGUCCUCGUCCUCUUCCACCUCCUCCUGCCAGACCCAAGACUUAUAAUAUUGAAGGCUGGUGGGGAUGGGUGGCUGAAAGUGAUAAUGAGCCUGAAAGUACAGUUGUAGAGUUGAGGACUAAUGCCCAUAAAUUACUAUGGGAAGCAAUAGACUAUUUCAUUUCUGUUGAAGCUGAUGUUUUCAUCCCUGGAUUUGAUCGUGAUGGUAAGGGGCAUCCAAAUUUUGCCAGUCUGGUUAUGGGACACAGAUUGUAUCAGUCAGCUGCGUCUAAAACAUACAGGCCAGACAGGAAAGAAGUUGUCAGGCUUUUGGAACAAAUCCGUGGCCACAUAUAUCAUGCAAACCAUACCUGGUUAACGUCAAUACGGAGGCAUUUGCGGAGCUCUUUAAUUGAUGGACUGAUUGAAGCCUCAAAUAAGUCAAAGUCUUCAUCGUUUCUUUCACAUCCGGUCCCUGAAUGUUCUUGCUUGAGGCCUGAUUCUGGUGAAACAUCAACUAAUGCUUCAAGUCUGUCAGCACACUCACAAGUUCAGACAGCUCUUGGAGUCUUACAUCGUUGCCCUGCUUGGAUGGACGGUGAAAAAAGUUCAAGCUCAAAGGAAAAGGAAAAUGAAGAGGAUAUUGAUGAAAAUGAUCCAUCAUCAUCUGGAUUGUUUUUUCAGCAUUCUGGAAGUCAUGAUGUUGGAGGUGAAGAUAUAAACCUCAAAGAAGAAUCUCAAUUCGAGGAUCAAGAAGAAGAUGGCGGUGAUUGACAAUGGGUGCUUAUUUAUUUUGUUCAAGUUCCUAAAAUGCUGCGUCAGCAUUGAGGUAUCAACGUGAGUGUGUGUGUAUAUACAUAUAGUUUCUUCUGCUGAUUCGGGGUAAGAAAGAAUUUUUCGAUUUCUGGUUCAAGAUGGAGAAGCAAGGUACCUCACACCAGUUCUAAAACUCCAUUGACUUACGCCUGUAAUCAGAUCCAUCAGAUGUGAUAUUAAGCUCUUUCACAUGGUGAUCUAUCAUAUAAUUCAAGCCUCGUAGGGAAAAGCUAUAAUGCCUCUCUUCAUGUAAGCCUGCAACCAAUUUUGACUAUUCUAGCUUGUUCUUAAAAGGAAAAACAUAAAUUUUGUUUCAGAAAAUUCUUAAUUUUUCUUGGCAUUUUUCAUGCAUGAAUUUUAUGUAACAUGAUGAAGAACAGAGUUAGAUAGGUGUCCUUAAUCCAUUUCCCUUUUUAAGUGAUGCAAAUAUGAUAUCAAAUUGCUGAGUUCAUUAGGUAGAAAUAUAAUUAUGAUAAUACUAUUGACAGGGAAGCAAAGCUC
Durio zibethinus is the source of this 2795-nucleotide messenger RNA. RefSeq names its product O-fucosyltransferase 27-like. Lineage: Eukaryota; Viridiplantae; Streptophyta; Magnoliopsida; Malvales; Malvaceae. The record is from RefSeq and is a predicted model, not a curated record. Gene Ontology annotation, cellular component: trans-Golgi network; cytoplasm; endosome.